AUGAUGGUCAAACCCGAGGGCGCGGAGGACGACGUCGACGUCCCAACGCGGCGGCCGAAGACGGUCGUCGGCGCGUUCACCGCCGCGAUGGAGGCGUCCGACGACGACGACGACGACGACGCGGCGGCGGCGGAAAACGACGGCGCGCGCGAUGGGGAGGCGAGAGGGUCCCUCGGCGACGACGACGACGCCGGCGCCGCGGCGAACGCGGCGGCGAACGCGGCGGCGAACGCCAAGGACGACGAGGAGGACGACGAGGAGGAUGACGACGACGACGACGCGCGCGGCGCCGCCGAGGUCAAGACCGAGGGCGGCGUCGGCGGCGGGGACGACAUGGACGAGGGCGCGGACAUGCUCAUGCUCCUCGGCGAGCUCGGCGCCGCGGCGGCCGGCGGCGGCGACGACGGCGAUGGCGACGCCGCCGCCGCCUCCGCGCCGGCGGGCGCGAAGUCGCCGAAGAGCCCGGGGGGCGCGAACAAGCGCAAGGGCGGCGGCGGGGGCGGUAAGCCGGGAACUUCCGGCGCGAAGCCGCAGGGAGGCGGCGGCGGCGGCGGCGGCGGCGGCGGCGCGGGCGCGGGCGCGGGCGGCGCCCCCGGAGAGGGCGUCUCCGGCCCCGUCGGCGAGUGGCUCAAAGCCGAGGGCGAGGCGCGAAUGAAGAUGGCGGACCACCGUCGUCUGAUCUACCGCUGGACGAACGCCAUCUAUCGGCUGCUCGGAAUGAAAAUUCCGCGCGGCAUGGGGUCGCUGUUCGACAAGGGCGAGAAGAACAAGCGCGAAAAGUUCGACCGCUUCCUGUCCUACUACUACGGCACGGAGACGUUCGAGCCCGGGACGUACUGGUACAACAACGCGGACACGAUACAGUUCUUCAUCGAGCUCGUGAGGAUCGCGACGAGGAACAAGACGACGCUCGAGCCCAUCACGAUCCAGAAGCUCUUCAGGAAGAAGGACCCGACGCGGCAGGCGAGCACGUGGAUCAUGGUCCAGGAGGAGCUCGACAAGACGUCCGUCACCGCGGCGGAUCUGAGGGCGCUGUUCGAGGGGCCGCCGAGGGUGGAGCACGGGUUCCCGCGCGGGCGACCUCUGUUCGUGCCGAUCCCGAAGAACCCGAAGGGGCACCACAAGUACAACAAAACCGGCGAGAACGGGGAGUCCGUGCCGACGUCGCCGGCGCCGCCGCCGAAGGAAAAGAAGGAACGCGGCGGCGGGAAGUCGUCGACGAAUGCGGCGAACCGGGCGGCGACCGCGAACCAGGCCGCGGCGAACGCGGCGAACGCGGCGAACGCCCAUAGCGUGGCGGCGGCGGCGGCGGCGGCGAUGGCGGGGUUCGGCGCCGCGGGCGGCGUCGACUUCGCCGCCGCCGCCGCCGCCGCGGCGCGCGCGCACGCCGCCGCGGUGCACCAACACGCGCACGUCGCCGCCGCGCACACGAACGCGCUCGCCGCGCACGAGGCCAUGCUCCGGCAGUUCGCGUCCGCGGUUCCAAACGCGUCGGGGAUCGCGACGCCGUCCGCGCAAACACGCGUGGUGUACGACCCCGCGACGUCGGCGGCGAUGAACCACGCGCAGCGACAAAACUCGCUCGCCGCGCUUCUCUCCGGGUCUACAUUCUCUGGGAAAAAUGACGUAUCGAGGACGCCGUCGAGGGACAUGUCCGGCGUCCUCGCGGGGGAGAUUUUAGCCGCGGCGAGCGCGCCAGGGGCGUGCGAGGGGAUCACGCUCGCGCCCGGGUCGUCGCCGGUGGGUGGGAACGUCGCGACGUUCGGCGGCGGCGCGCGGCGCGUCCGCGGCGACGGCGACGGCGGCGGUACAGCUGGCGGCAAGCGGCGGAAACUGGACGGCGCCGGGUCGACGCACCACGCGCCGUUGCUGCGACGGAUGGAGUCGAACGGUGACGACGAAUUCGGCGACGAGCCGUUAAACUAUCCGGAGACGCCCGCCGCGCCGACGCGUCUGGUCGGCGACAUCUUCUUCGGCGUCUUAGGCGACGUCUUGGGCAAGGUGUUUAACCUGAAGACGUCCUUCGGCCCCACCGUCUCGGGCGCCACCGCGUGCGAGGAGGGCCGCGAGAGGCUCGCGACGCUCGCGGAGGAGCUCGCGAAGAAGCUCCCGGACCUCUCGGGCGCCGCGGAGGACGCGUCGAGCGACGGCGGCGGCGUCCGCGGCGGACGCGCGACGAGGGAGCCCACCGUCGAUCGAACCGCGCUGAACGCGGAGGUGGACUCCGUCGUCGUCGCGAGCAAGGCGGCGGAGACGGCGUGGCGGCGGUACACCGAGGCGACGACGCGCGCCGCGCAGAGCGCGCGACGCGCGAAGGUGGCCGCGGGGAGAUGCGACGCCGCGAAGCGAGAGCUCGCGGGCGCGAAGAUCGCGCGAGACGCGACGCUAAAUCUCGGCGACGGCUCCUCCCUCGGCGCGUUCUCCCUCGACGGGUUCGACGCGGGCAUCGCGCGCGAGGUGACGGCGCGCGUCGACGCGAAGAUCGCGACGCUGACGGCGACGGUCGCGGAGCUCGCCGCGACGGUCGCGUCCGCGACGAAGGAGGAGGCGGAGGCGCGAGGGCAAGCCGCGACGUCAUCGCGCGCCUUCAAGCCGCCGUACGACGAGGUGCACAAACGCGCGCUCAGGCUGCGCUUGGGCGCGGAGGAGCGCGCGGAGCGGCAGAUCGCGCGCGCGCUGGGGAGGGCGGAUCACCUGGUGGAGCACGCGGAGCGGCGACGCAAGGAUCUCGAGAAGAGAGCCGCGGGGAAGGGCGCGGGGAAGGAGAAGGAGGCGCCCGGGAAGGGCGGCGCCAAGGGCGCCGCGACGACGAACGGGACCAGGGUAACCGCCCACGCGACGACGAACGGGGAGAGAGAGGCGAUGGAAGAGCUCGCCGCGCGGGCGAAGAUCGCGCGCGAGGGGCAGGCGCUGUUGAGACGCGCGGCGGACGCCGCGAAGACGGCGAUCGAGUGGAGCAAGCACGAGAUCGAGCGGCUCGACGUCAGGGACCGGCCGUGACGCGACGCGACGCGAGACGAGACGAGACGCGAUGCGUUUUUUUUUUCGAUCGAUGGAUGGAUGGAUCGAUCCGCCGUCCGCCCGGUCUACGCGCGCGCGCGCGCGGUGAAUAUAAACUUUGAGAUGCGAAUAC
This is a messenger RNA of Micromonas pusilla CCMP1545, 3133 nucleotides long. RefSeq lists its product as uncharacterized. The record is from RefSeq and is a predicted model, not a curated record. The coding region runs from base 1 to 3000 and encodes 999 amino acids. NCBI's taxonomy places the organism in Eukaryota, Viridiplantae, Chlorophyta, Mamiellophyceae, Mamiellales, Mamiellaceae. The transcript has a single exon.